UCCAUCCGAACACAAGGGAGCGUUGUUUUCAAUCCAAGACAAGAAUAAUAAUGGCUGUCACAUUAUUAUGACACAUUCACUGCGGAAAUUGUCAAAUCAAUGUUAUAAGAAGCAUUUGAGCGAGUUUUUCCAGUUUUGUGGUUUGUUUUUUCAACUUAUUAUUGAUGUACACGCAGACAAUUAAGAUGCCGGUGCAGAAAGACUCGAAUGUCGUUAAAAUUGCUGUCAAAACAGCUGGGACGGGUCUCAAUCCACAGUUGAUUGGGUUUAAUCAGAAACAACCCUUGACCGGAAUAAUUCAGGAACUUUGUAAUGGCUGGGGCUUGUCAGAUCCAGAUACCUACUCUCUCCAAUUCUCCGAGAGUAAUAAUAAAAACUAUAUCACCGAAAAGAAUCGAAAUGAAGUUAAGAAUGGCAGCAUUUUAAAACUAGAACACUCGCCGUCGAAGACAGCUGGGGAUAUCCUUGCUAAAUUGAAUGACGGAACACCUGAAGAGAAGAUUUCUGCACUUGAGAAAUUGAGCUCUCUAGCUUUGGAUAUAACGUUUGCACAUGAGUUUAUCAACAAACAAGGCUUGGCGUUGAUUAUUUCUCAGGUAGAGUCUGGAAAAUAUAAAGCAACGGCUCUCGCAUAUUCUCUGCAGUCUUUCGUGGAGCUAAUGGACCAUGGAAUAGUCUCUUGGGACAUUCUCGAGCCUCCAUUUAUCAACAAAGUUGCCAGUUACGUUAAUAAUCAAGCAGUGACACAAGAUGCAGACGUUAUAGAAGCUUCUCUGAGCAUACUCGAGAAUAUCGUGUUGAACUCAUCAGGACAGUACGGAUUAGUCGAGAAAGAAGUCACCUUCCCCAAUCUGUCCAAUCAUCUCCAAAAUAUGAAGCCUGAGAUACAACAGAAUACAAUUGCCUUGAUUAAUGCACUGUUUCUGAAAGCAGAUGCACGAAAGCGAAAGCACGUGGCGGCAACUCUGCAGUCCAAACAAAUCAGAAAUGUUUUUCUCACCAAUGUUAUUCAGUCAACUGGUGAAGUCGGCACAGAAAUGGCUCAUCAACUUUACGUGCUACAAACUCUAAUGUUGGGUCUCCUUGAACAAAGGAUGAUGACGAAAAUGGACCCUCAGGAUCAAGAUGCUCAUGAUAAAAUAAAAGAACUCCGAAGAAUCGCCUUUGAUACAGAGGGAAAUACAACUAAUGACGUCACCUCUCGAAAGCAGGGACUUCCUGCCAAAGAUUACAAGAAAUUGGGUUUCAAAUAUGAUAUCAAUCCAGCUUUAGAUUUCACUGUCACUCCUCCUGGAAUGUUAGCAUUGGAUUGUAUGGUUUAUUUUGCAAGAAAUCAUACAGAGGCCUAUACAAAGGUAGUUCUGGAACAUUCCUGUCGUGCUGAUGAGCAUGAAUGCCCUUUUGGGAGAACCAGUGUGGAACUUGUGAAAUUACUUUGUGAGAUUCUGAAAAUUGGAGAAGCACCUAGUGAACAAGGUCAGUCCUACCACCCAAUGUUCUUCACCCAUGAUCAUCCCUUUGAGGAAUUUUAUUGUGCUUGCAUCGUUCUCCUGAACAAAACUUGGAAAGAGAUGCGAGCGACAACCGAGGACUUCGUGAAAGUGUUUUCAGUUGUUCGCGAGCAGAUCACUCGUGCUCUUCAAUCCAAGCCCACUGGUCUGGAUAAAUUCAAGACUAAACUCCAGAGUUUGACGUAUUCCACGAUCACUAGCUUGUGGCAGCAGGAAAGAACUAACAAGGAAGAGUGGGAGAGCCAUGCUAAACCUAUUGUUGAGUUGCGUGAGCAGAUAACUCCGGAGAUUUUGGAUCUUAUACAACAGCAGAGGCUUGGAUUUUUGGUCGAGGGGACGAGGUUCACUAAGUACAGUGCACGGGGUCAGCGAAUAAAAGACAAAUUCUGGUAUGUCCGCCUCUCCCCAAACCACAAGGUCUUUCACUACGGAGAUUGUGAUGAAAAAUCAGUGCCAACAAUUGACGAGCUCCCAAUGAAACUUGCAGUAGUGGAUAUCAGAGGAUUACUCAUCGGCAGAGACUGUCCCCACAUGAAGGAUCUUCAAAGACGAAAAACAACUCAUCAAUUGGCUUUUUCCCUCGCCCUAGAUUCCGUAGAAGUUGCCAAUCUUGAUUUCGUCGCUCCAGACGAACAAGUUUACGACUAUUGGACUGAUGGCAUCAAUGCACUUCUCGGGAAUAAAAUGACCAGUAAAGAAACUGAAAAAGAUCUUGAAACUCUGCUGACAAUGGACAUAAAACUCAGACUUUUAGAUGCUGAUGGGCUGGAAAUACCCCAAGACCCUCCCCCAAUCCCUGAACCCCCACCAAACUAUGAUUUCUGCUACGAGUUGAAAUAAUUUAGCAGUACAAUGGCGAUGAGGAUGAGCCAGUCUCUGUAUUUGAUAGCUAUUUCGAAAUCUCUGAGAACUAUUGAAAUUUUUGAAGUAUUUUUUCUUAUUCAACAUCCUUCGAUAAAAAAAAAAUUCUAAAAAUUUUAAAAGUUACCUCCGAUUUGGAAAUAUUUACCAAAUACAGAGGCUAAGCUUACACGUCUCAUUAUACCCUUUUACUACUGAAUAAGUCAUUACAUUUACAAUAUAACUUCCACUGCCUAGAAGGAGGAAAUUCGAAUCAGGUUAAAUUCAUAAUUAAUUCCUUUAUUGAUAUUUUUAAAUAUUUUAGAAUGAUUUUAUUCCAUACAUUAAAGGUUUUUUUUUAUCACACGAGACUUCACAAGUCCAGGUAAAGAUAUAAUCUUAGGAAUGAUGUCGUAUAGAUUGUACCAAAGAUUUUUAGCAAAGCUUAUUUGAUUCUCUAAUAUAUAUAAUUGAAUUGUGCUUUUUUUACUCAGAAGGUUUCAUAAUGCAUAAUCAAUCACAUUGUUAACAUUGAUUCUAAAAAUUUCGCCUAAGUGCCAAUUUUUACCGUCAAAAACUCUAUAUACAUAUUCAUUUGGUGGAUUUUUUAACUAUAAACAAUGAAACUGUAUACUCAGUAUUAAAAAAAUUAUCCAAUUAUACUCUCCAAAUAUAGUAACAUAAUUAAUAUCCAUCAAGAUUUGUAACACGAAUUUGUCUAUUCAAAUUUAUAAAAUAUACACGUGCAUAUUAACGCA
Diachasma alloeum is the source of this 3109-nucleotide messenger RNA. It is a transcript of the gene Ced-12, whose product is annotated as engulfment and cell motility protein 1. Gene Ontology annotation, biological process: actin filament organization; cell motility. The transcript has 6 exons. NCBI's taxonomy places the organism in Eukaryota, Metazoa, Arthropoda, Insecta, Hymenoptera, Braconidae. Gene Ontology annotation, cellular component: plasma membrane. The coding region runs from base 165 to 2351 and encodes 728 amino acids. The record is from RefSeq and is a predicted model, not a curated record.